Molecule: messenger RNA, 3886 nt
Organism: Pseudomassariella vexata
Lineage: Eukaryota; Fungi; Ascomycota; Sordariomycetes; Amphisphaeriales; Pseudomassariaceae
Exons: 7
Coding region: 248-3541 (1097 amino acids)
Biological process (GO): regulation of transcription by RNA polymerase II
Cellular component (GO): Rpd3S complex
Source: RefSeq, a predicted model, not a curated record
GGGCUUGGAAUUUGCCUGUCGGGAGCGCCUUGGGUCGUCCACCGACUCCGAACUUUUUGGAGCUUUUCCGCCCACUUGAAAACACACAACCCUCCCUUCCCACAGCAAGCAGGACGAACGCCGCCACGGAAAAAACGCGCCAAAUUGCCGUCAAUAGAUGCGUUGUCGAUUGAGAGAACCGUGAAAACAAAGGGUGCGCGCCCACAGUGGCCGAGGCAAAAGGGGCAGACGCCCAGCCCGAGACAGAAUGCCCGCGUCGUCCAACAUCAAGCCCACUGCCCGCUCGCGUUUCUCGAGCCCACUGCACCUUUCUGCCAGCUCGCCAUCGAGUCAUAACAAAGGUUUAUCUACCGAGGGCCAAAGGACAUUUAUGCAGCGUUGGUUGGAACCACCGGUCCAGAACAAGGCGAGCUUUCAGGAGGCCGGUUUGAUGAGAGCUGGCGUGGUGGAAAACAUGGCACCCUUGGGCACGCUCCCCAAGGCUGCCACGGCCAAGAAGACCGCAGCACCUGCUGAGAACACUCCGGCUGCUCAGUCAGUCAAGCGUAUCGUGUUCAAGUCUUCAGCGAGGCCCAAGACACCGAUGGAGGAGGGCAAUGUGGAACAGCCCACAGCGGCUGGCCCGUCUCCGCCCAGGGACACUGGCGAUGCAACCAUAACCUCUCCAACACAGCCAAUUUUCCCCAUCAAUGGGCUGGAUGAUGAAGAGGAUGAGGAUUAUAUGCCAGUGAUGAACAAGGCGAGGGUGCGUCGCGCAGCGCGCAUCAAAAACGCGACACACCGUCCCAUAAGAUUCGGUCGAAGGAGUGGAGAUCGGCCGCAAAGCCCUGUUGCUCCCAAGAUUCACUCACCAACUCAACCCCCAACACCAUCGCUCACCUUUCAACCUCCCAAUCCCAGAUUUAAUCACAAGCCAGAGGACAAAGGACUUGCAGACAAGGUGGUCGAAGCUGCAGUGGAAGAGGCGCUUAGUCACUAUCGCUAUCCUACUGCCUGGGCCCUGCGCCUGCUCUACGAUGAAAACUCUUCAGAUCCGCGCUUCGUGUCCAUGAUUGAGGAUAUCUACCACCAACGAGCUGACGUCGAGACACUUCAGGAGUUUAACCGGCUUGUUGCCGACAAGAAGAAAGAAGGCAAGAAGGAAAACAAAGGCUGCUAUUACUUUGUGCCACCUUCCACCAACAGUCGCUUCACUCCGCACAAGCCCAAGGCUGCACCAUACGGUGGAUUGCUCACAAUGGAUCUUACCCCUGUGAAAGAAGCCAGCAUGGAGCUGGAUGGCCAUGUCAGCAAGAAGCUCAAGUUCGAGGGUAGUCACGGUCUUAGCCACGGUCACAGCGCCGCCACACCGAGUCACGUCCCAAGCAGUACAAACGGCAAUGGCUUGAACGGUGUUGCCAAAGGCCUCAAGGCCAAGAAAUCACCUAAGGGCAGGAAACACCGCUGUGGUUCGGUCAGUAGUGACUCGUCGCUGUCGUCGGUGCCGGAUGACAUGCCCGACAACUUUGCCGAGUUUAUGGAUCAGGUGGACGAUGAGGACCUUGGUGUUUCGCGCCCCAGCACGAGCGCUGCCGAGCCCAAUAAUGCGCCCACCCCAAUCCCAGCAGUCCCGACCGGGCCAAUCAGCGCACGCCAGAAGAAACCCGCAGCCAAAAGGAAGAAUGCCUCGCCCAAACCUGAUCCGUCCGCUACUCAACCUUCUCAUCCACAUGAUUCGGACAUGCCCGCCGCCAUCCUCACCAACGGUGCAGCUCAUCACCGUAUCGAAAAACACGCCACUGGCCCCAAAUCCAAACGAGAUUCUGCUGCACCUGGGGACAAGAUUUUUCAACUUAAGUUGCAGACCAAGUUGCAAAAUAUUGGCCUCACCAGCUCGCGAUCAUUUGAGAGCUUCACCCGGCAGCCCCUUGCCGCCGAUCCGUUGGAGGAGGAACUGCCGGCGCUGGCUCCCACGGAGCAGAACCGUUCUGUCCGAACGCCAGUGCUGACGCUGAGAGCAGCCAGAGCGGCCAAGAGGCACCAUGAUGAUGCCGAUCAGUCCAGCUCACCCACUGCCUUGUCCUUCAGGGCCGACUUUGAACCCUCUUCAGCACGCGACUCGAGGGCCGGCACCCCGUCAAACUUGCGGUCCACCAGGAAGCAGCGAAGUGGCGUGCGUGUUAAGAACUCGCCGAUGAAGAAGAAGGGCACUGCUGCCGGAGUUCCUCGUGGCAGUGGCGAGCGCCCCAGCCCAGUAGGCAACGGCGCAUCUAAUGACAGAGACGAUAAUGACGACUCUUGUUACACCUGUGGUGGGAAUGGCGAAUUGGUGUGCUGUGAUGGAUGCCAUUACUCGUUCCAUUUCUUGUGCAUCGACCCUCCGAUGGAUGAAAGUCUCGUGCCGGACAAGUGGUACUGCAACGAAUGCAGGCAUGUUUACUUUCCGGACCAGUUUACCGGUCACAGAGGCGCCUUUAGCUCGCUCUUGGACAACUUGGACAAGAAGAACCCUCGUGCAUUCCGCCUGCCCCAGGACAUACGAGAGCAUUUUGAGGGGGUUCGAACUGGUGCAGAUGGCGAAUAUGAGGAGAUGACGGCUAUCGGCAAGCCUAAAGUCAACAAGAAGGGCUACGAUGAGCCCUUUGACUUUUUUAAGGUCAGAAAUGCCGAGGGAAAUGCCGUUUUGUGCCAUCAGUGUCAUCAGGGCACAACGGACAAUCGCCCCAUCAUCCCCUGCUCGGUUUGUGGACUCAAUUGGCAUCUGGAGUGUCUGACUCCGCCGUUGACUAUUCCCCCGGUGCUCCGCACGUGGCGCUGCCCCUGCCAUGUGGAUGACAUGUUGACCACCGAUCUCGGCCCGGCGCACAAGUAUCGCAAGCUGAGGCAUGCCUCCAUCAUUGAGCAGACGUAUUCGCGGGGCAUGACCAACAACGGCUACAUUGAAGUCGAGGAAGAUAGUACCGAUGACGAGGCUCUGAAAGCAUUCGAGAAUCGCAACGACUACGGUCACGUCUACCGCAUACCCGAGAGCGGUAUCAAGCGAGACUUCCUCAGCCGUGUGCACAACAACCGACGCCAGGCUUUAAGGCGAUCCCACGCCUCCAACCCCGCUUUGUCGGUUGCACCUCAAGCGCCGACCAUUGCGGAGCAACAGGCAGCCUUGAACCUUUCCCAGCUGGCUAGUGACAGUGGCGUAAACCAGCUGGUUAAGGCUUUGAUUUCUCAAGCUAGUCCAGCUGUUGUGGCCAUGAUCGCUCAGGGAGAUGCUCAGCGUAUUGCCACUGGUGACUUGUCAGCAGCUGACGAGCAAGCGCUGAGAGUCAUGCUCCUUCAAAUGGAUGCCGUAAAAACCGGUAUAAUCCAACUUCUUGAGAGUCGUCAGCCCAAGACUACUCAAGAUGGCAAACUCACACCGGCGCCGCCUGCUGCUCUCGUUGCCAGCCAGAGCAUCGAAAAUGAUAGUGCAAGUACGGUUUCGCCGACCUCUUUGAAUGGCAACAGUCUCGGUAUGACUGUCAAGCAAGACAGGCAGUCUGAGAACUUUACCAUGGAAGUGGACUGAUUUCGAAAUGCUGCUUUUCUUGAUGGUGUCCCUGAUAAUGUCAACAUGAUGGCAUUGCAGUCGUUGUUGCUCUGCAUUUCAUGACAAACACUCCUACCCAUUCACAUCGGACACUCACUCCUACUACUGUCAACAUGUGACAAAUAAUGUACAAAUAUACCUCCUUCAGCGGGAGGCCCAGGCUUUCGUCCAGAAGAAAGCCUCGCAACGCGUAAAAUCCAUCACACUAAGACCCAAGGCCACACGACUGAGCAGAAUAUGCUUUAUGGGGCUCGGUUUUGAACACAGGUCUGCACCAUAGCACGUCUCAUUGAAGCAGGAAUCCCUCUCAUAUGCUAUGGCACC